AUGAAUUCAACUCCGUCCCUAUCUGAAUCUGCCUCGGUCAACCCCAUCGACCAGGCCUCGGAAGUAGAUUAUAACAAACACUACCAUCACCCGGUCUGGCCACAACGCUGGCACCAUCCAGACUUCACCGAAAAGGCCAUGGCAAAGUGGAAGGAAGAGCCAUGCUACAGAAACACGGCAGAUCGCAUUACCCAUCGAUUCCUAACCCAACGAUUCCCAUGCCAUUUUCCUUGGGGAUAUAUCAUCUAUCGAACAGUCUACACGCCCGAGUCUGAGAAAUUGUGGCCGAUCGCCAUGGAAAAGCUAACCCGCGUGAUGACUACAUGGAUAAAGGGUGAAUUGAACUAUGGGGAUGACCCUCGCCCCGAGCAUCUGAUAGAAGAGUCCCACAAGGACGUGAUCAUCUCCGACUCGAGUCGUUGGGACGGUGCCGGUAUCGAGCAAGUUCGCGGCCAUUUCGCUCAGUAUCUGCGUGAGAUUAAGCAGGAAGAACACUGCGAGGAAUCUCGCUUUGCUGUCCGUCUUGUGAUUGAUGAGAGAUCGUUGAACUCGCUUGUUGCGACUGAUGACCCUGACGACGGGUUUGUUGGGGUCGUUGAUGGACGGUAUGACCCCGGAAAGAGGUAUGAUUCGCCUUCUGAUUGUGGAUAUAUGAGGGUGCUGGUCUGGGCGUUGUGGCCUCUCUAUUUGAAUCUCCAAUUCGAUCAUAUGUGCGAGCUGUGUCCGAAUGCCCCGGAUGGGUGGAUUCCUGUCUAUGAUGAGGGCGAUGGGACGGCGCAGGAUGAAGAUGGAAAUUUCAUUCCUAGGGAAUUUUUUCGGAAGCGCCCUGAGGGAUUGACUCAGCGAAGGCGUGGGAGAGGGUAG
Penicillium roqueforti is the source of this 864-nucleotide messenger RNA. RefSeq lists its product as uncharacterized. NCBI's taxonomy places the organism in Eukaryota, Fungi, Ascomycota, Eurotiomycetes, Eurotiales, Aspergillaceae. The coding region runs from base 1 to 864 and encodes 287 amino acids. The transcript has a single exon. The record is from RefSeq and is a predicted model, not a curated record.